This is a messenger RNA of Marchantia polymorpha subsp. ruderalis, 2201 nucleotides long. NCBI's taxonomy places the organism in Eukaryota, Viridiplantae, Streptophyta, Marchantiopsida, Marchantiales, Marchantiaceae. The record is from the annotation of a GenBank genome assembly.
CGCGCGACUGUUGGAUGUCGUGUUGGUCUGACGGACAAUUCUAGGACGAUGGCGGCGGCGAUCUUACACGUUUGCUCGUCUCCCGAACGCGAAGUGGACGUUGGAAUCGGAGUGCCGCCAAAUGGCCGAGGAAGUGCGGAAGCGCCCGAGUCUUCUUCUUCGAGCGGCGGGUGUCGUUCUGGUAUGUCGUCGGAAGCAGAGAACGACAUGGCGACGACAAGAAUUCGGUUUGCACCUACCGACUCGACGUUGCCUGUCCCGUGGAAAGCCCUGUUGGGUGUGGUGGAUGGACACGAGCAUGUGUAUUUCUGGAAUCCUGUCACCAAUGUGACGCAGUAUGAGAAACCGCAGUCUUCGGUCACUGAAGGAGACGCUCAUGCUACUCGAAAUUGGGAGGGACCGGGGUCUGUCGCUACAGCAAGACGUGAGCCGAUCGGAGUAGAAAUCAACAAGAAUGGUGCUGACUGGUCUGCAGCUGCCUCUCGAAGCACUAAAGUCCAUAGAUCUCAUGAUGGCGAUUCUAGUAGAGGCAUCAAACGCCCUUGCACAGGAGAAUCACCAGAUUCCUUCAAGCGACCGAGAUCCGUAGUCUCAUACCCAAGAGUUGACUCAUCACCCGAAAUCAACGCAUACAAGAAGAAACAUGAAAUUACAGCGCAGGGAGACAACGUUCCACAUCCUUAUGUCAGCUUUGACUCGACAAGCUUCCCCUCAACUCUGUUGCAAGAGCUGAAAGCAGCAGGCUUUACUGCACCAUCCCCAAUACAAGCACAGAGCUGGCCCAUAGCGCAGCAGGGCCGUGAUCUGGUAGCUAUUGCGAAGACUGGAUCCGGAAAGACCCUUGGAUAUUUGGUGCCCGCAUUUCUUCAUCUUCGACGUUACCGAGAUCCAGCUUUUUGCGGUCCUAACAUUCUGGUGUUAGCACCCACCCGCGAACUCGUCAUCCAAAUUCAGUCGGAAGCAAAGAAAUUUGGCAAUUCCUCGAACAUAUCUAGCACUUGUGUAUAUGGAGGAGCCGAUAAGAGAUCUCAGUUGCAAGCAAUAGGUCGAGGAGUUGAUAUCAUUGUCGCCACUCCUGGCCGCUUGAACGAUUUCCUGAAGGCGAGGACAGUCAGCUUACAGAGGGUUUCUUACGUCGUCCUUGAUGAGGCAGACCGCAUGCUCGACAUGGGAUUCGAACCCCAGAUUCGAGCGAUUUUCAGUCAAUUACCCGCUGAAAGGCAGAGCCUGAUGUUUACUGCUACAUGGCCGAGAGAAAUAAGAUCUAUUGCGGGAGAACUGCUUUCUACUCCCGUCCAGAUCAACAUUGGCAGCACCGAUGAUCUCGCAGCGAACAAGGCGAUCAUUCAACACGUAGAGGUCAUUAAGAGGUUUGAUAAGCAGAGGAGACUUGAGCAAAUUCUCAAGAGUCAAGACAGAGAUUCGAGGAUUCUUGUGUUCAGCUCUACUAAACGCAUGUGUGAUCAGCUAGCUCGCAAUUUGAAUGGUUUCAAGGCAGCAGCUAUCCAUGGGGACAAGUCUCAAGAAGAUCGGGAGUUCACUUUGUCUCAGUUCAGAAGUGGAAAAUCUCCAGUUCUGGUUGCAACUGAUGUCGCUGCCAGGGGACUUGACGUGAAGGACAUCAGGGUGGUUAUAAAUUAUGACUUCCCUACGAAAUUUGAAGAUUACAUACAUCGAAUCGGUCGAACUGGUCGUGGUGGUGCAACAGGGACAGCAUAUACAUUCUUCGAUGGUGGACAGGAUGCGAAAUUCUCCAAAAAGUUGGUGAAGGUUCUCGAAGGUGCAAAUCAGAAAGUUCCCAAAGCGCUGGCAGAUAUCGCUGCCCGAGGUGGAAAUUUCUGAAUUCAAUUUCCGUCAGUUCACAAACUGACACGAACCUGUGUUUUGGUUCCUGGAACCCUCAAAUGAGGUGACACAACAUUAAUGGCAACCGCACUUCAACGACAGAGAUUUUCAUACUUCCAAAUGAAAAGCAGUAUCAGGACAAGGCAGUCUCUUCCUCCCGCUGCUCUCGAGACGAAAACGACCCAUCAUCUUCAGGUUCAAUCGACCUACGGAAAUCCUACAUUGACACCACAGGGGACAGCAAUUCUUUCAUUCGUAGAGUCAUGUUUUCUCAUGAGUCAAACAUUAUUCUUGUACAAAAAUAAUAUACACAUAAAAACUAAAAUACUUGUAAACGGCCCACUGUGUACAAAACG